UCUUGGUCUGCAAGCUGGCCUUUGCAGCCCUUCCCCAAGCGACGACGAGGAAAUCGAGUCGUUUUGCAGUGAACACACUCUCGCUCUCUAUUCUGACUUGCCUUGGUCUGGAAAUCCGGUCCAGCCAGACUAAAAACCUACAUACAUUCCAUUCCGCACUCUCUAUCUCAGUCUGACUUCAGUGUUCGACCCUGCGUCAUUGCCACAACCACGAUCUUCGCCACUUGGUUCUUUAUUCCCGGAAAGCAUGUAUCGAAAUAAUGGUCUAAUAUGGUUGUUGGAUACUGCUAGACGUUAAUACUCGUGGAUAUGGAUUUCAUUCUCUCCUUGACGCAUUUUUGCGAGGUGCAUGGUCCCACCUCGAUCAUCUGCUCGCAGGUCUUGCCAUUCUCCUGCUCGCAAUGCUACCCAGACAGAUCCGAUUUCUCUCCCGACGACACCCCUGCAACUUCUCAUGACACAGUAUCUUCUCAUCUACAGAGCCCUACUUCUGGCAAGGACUCCAAUUCAUCCAAACUUCCCGGAAAACUUCCCGGCAAAGCCGACUUUGAAAAAAUCGAGGAUCACCCCUACUUUAUCAAGCCACAGGCCAAUUCAGCUGAGGCCCAGCAGAGAUUGAACCCACUUGGAGGUGCAGACGGCGAUACCUGCGCAAGCUGUAGUUUGACAUUGCCAGAAGAUGUAAGCAAGCAGCUCCCUCCAGGCGCUCCCGGUACGCCUAAGAGCGAUGGUAAAGGGAAAAACGGGAGUCCCGUUUUACGCUCUAGAGAGGUCGUCUACUCUUGCGGCUCAAGUCACUCCGAAACCGAUGACGGUACACACGACCCGCAUGUACACGCCUCCUAUCCUGAGUCUUUACAUUCCUCCUCGGUUGCAUCCGAUGCCUCUUGUCACACACAUAUUCUCACCUAUCUCUCGCUACGAGGCCCCCCAAACCCAGCAGAUUAUGCUCUUCUUCGACGUUCUUCCAUUCGAACCCUGAGUUGUGAGCUCCUUCCGCAAGGUGCAUCCUCCGGUCCCUUGUGCUUUGGCGACUCCUCUGCGGGGUAUACGAUCGCGUUUGUCUUUCGCCUUCCGGAUCCCAUGGCACGCGGUAAAAGGCGCAGCUACGCAUUGGUUGCACUAGCCGGAAAAGAUACUGGAAGGGCGUUCCGCGCUUGUCCGGUGAUCUGGCGUGCUUUCGGUCGAAUCUCAGCGGGAAUCGUCAAAUCGGCGGAGAAGUAUCAGGAGGAAGAAAAGCGUCGCGAAGAACAGAAUAAAAGACCCGAUCGGACGAACAAUAGACAGUACACCCCAGUCUCUUCCUUCCUCACCGGCCGCGCCCUUGAUCCAGAUGGUCAGCUUCGUCGCCCUGGCCAAGUGAAAGCAAGGAAUCUUAGCGAGAUCGUGGGCAACCAGUACAUCUUUGCAGAAAUUCACGCAAACUUUGUUGCUCUCUUGCAACAGUUAGGCUCGAUGUUCGGAGCCGACCCCAUUUCCGAAGAACGAUUCGUUUGUAGUACCAUACGUGACGGCGAGGAUGCGCGACGGCCUUCAAUCGUGGGUGGCGGCAAAUUGAAAGCGUCGCAGAAGUACGAGGAUAGCGACCUUGGGAUGUCUACGCUUGAUAAAUCUUCAGGUCCCAAGCCAAUUCCUAUCGCACCACGCCGGUCAGUUGUCGCGUAAACCAUAUUUGUGGUCGCUAUCAAACUACGUUACAUAACAGAUCACGGUAUCCCGUGAAUCUUUACAAUAUCCCAUUAUAAACGGGUGGAUAUUGCUUCAUGAAUGACGGUCAAUGACCAU
This is a messenger RNA of Aspergillus caelatus, 1785 nucleotides long. RefSeq names its product folliculin domain-containing protein. The transcript has 2 exons. Gene Ontology annotation, cellular component: cytosol. The record is from RefSeq and is a predicted model, not a curated record. The coding region runs from base 310 to 1665 and encodes 451 amino acids. NCBI's taxonomy places the organism in Eukaryota, Fungi, Ascomycota, Eurotiomycetes, Eurotiales, Aspergillaceae. Gene Ontology annotation, molecular function: GTPase activator activity. Gene Ontology annotation, biological process: positive regulation of TORC1 signaling; positive regulation of GTPase activity.